CUGACUAAUUAGACUUCAUGAUUGUAGUGUUGCAUGUCUCGUUGCACUGGUACACUUCGUAGACGCGAAUAACUCUUCGAAUUACCCAAUGACAAUGCCACAAACACGACAUGAGCACGACAUGAACGCGACACCGAGCGGAGUAGCUGACCACCAUCCCCAAGCCGAACACACGGGAAUAAUCAUCGGCGUUGACAUCCAGAGGGGCCUUGGGACCCAGCGCAAUGGGGCCUCUCCCGGGGCCAUCUCCCGGCCACUCGCCUAAAUGACAUCCCAUAUAAACAUGCACUGUGAGAUUAAGCCGCACACCCACGGAGGUGGGGCACCAGCCCAACAAACAACACGCAGACUAAGUAAAUGGAAGAUGUUGUCCAAACACUUUCUUCACUCCCAUUGUCAGUUCUAGACAUCCAAUCCAUUACCUCCAAGCAACACCAACGAUGCUAUCCAACAUGCGGUGGUUUAUACCGUUGUUUGCAGGCAUGACUGUCUCCCAAACCGUCCCCGCACCCGGUACAAUCCCGAUGAUGCGUUUCGAAUGCAGCCAACUCGUCCACGACCGCAUCGACCCGCUCGUCAACCCAGGCCUCACACCCUCCCCCCAUCUCCACCAGAUCGUCGGCGGCAACUCCUUCAACGCGACCCUCGCCCACGAUCUCCCCACCGUCUCCACAUGCACCUCGUGCACUUUCUCGGAAGACUUCUCAAACUACUGGACCGCAGUCCUCUUCUUCCGCGCGCAAAAUGGCACCUUCCACCGCGUCCCGCAGGCCCCCAGCGAAGGGCUCAAAGGUGACGGCGGGAUAACCGUGUAUUACAUCCCCGACGCGAAGAACAAGACGUCCGUGACUGCAUUUAAACCCGGGUUCAGGAUGCUGGUCGGCGAUGCUGCGGCAACGACGCCCCAGCCUGCACGCAAAGUGUGCCACCGCUGUAUGCCCGCCAAGGGGGACAACAGCAAUAUCAACUGCGGCGCGCCGGAUGCACAGGAGUUGCCCGGCAAGCCGUGUUCUGGGGGGAUACGGACGAUUAUUACCUUUCCGACGUGUUGGGAUGGGAGGAAUUUGGAUAGUCCGGAUCAUAAGAGCCAUCUGGCGUAUGCGGAGGGGAGUCAGGCGAAUGAUGUGGGGCCGACGGGGACGUGUCCGGCGAGUCAUCCGGUGGUUAUACCGCAGGUCAUGUAUGAGGUCAUCUGGGAUACACAAGGGUUCAACGAUAAGAGCCUGUGGCCGGCAGAUGGCUCGCAGCCGUUCGUGUGGAGCACGGGAGACCAGUGAGUGCAGCUAGACUCUCCCACCGCACACAGCAGCGCGAUAGACUGAUUGCCAACGCAGACACGGGUACUCCAACCACGGAGACUAUGUCUUUGGUUGGAAAGAUGAUGCGCUACAGCGGGCGAUGGAUACAAGGUGCAACGGCGAUUCUUGUCCGGCGCUGAAGAGCCAGACCCCUGAGGAGGCUAUGAAGUGCACGGUCCCACGGACUGUGAAAGAGGAUAUAGAUGGAUGGCUGGAAGAUCUUCCUGGGAACCGAACGCUGUUCUAAGCUGUGGGAGAGCCAAAGGGACUGGUAGAUUGCAAUGGUGAUAUAGAUGCUGU
Molecule: messenger RNA, 1598 nt
Organism: Paraphaeosphaeria sporulosa
Lineage: Eukaryota; Fungi; Ascomycota; Dothideomycetes; Pleosporales; Didymosphaeriaceae
Exons: 4
Coding region: 453-1277 (274 amino acids)
Source: RefSeq, a predicted model, not a curated record